CUUAAUUGUUGUAUAGUGCUAUUCCAAUGAUUCUAGAUUCAAGAUGCAUACAAAUAUGUGGCGCAACCACCAAUAUCUCAUUAAGUAAUCUAAACUAACCCAUUACUCUUCUUGUUGGUCACAGUUGAAUCCCAUUCAUGAUCGUCCCAUUUUUCUCAUUCCAAAACUAGAAGUUUCUUCAAGCAAGGACUAGUUCACCUUGAGUUUCUUUGCUAGCUAUUGUAAGAUUUUCAUACACGUAUAGCUCCCAAAAUGGCUCAUGAACCACCAUUCCUCGAGACCUACAAGACCCUUGUGCAAAAACACAAAGGGGAUUCAAGGAAUGGGUACUCCUCCUGCUCUAUAGUGGAGAGAUGUGAUAUACCUUUGAUCGACCUUAGCCGGUUAAGUCUUGAGAGAGAAGAAUGCAUGAGAGAAAUUGCAGAAGCUGCAAGAGAAUGGGGUUUCUUUCAAGUUGUUAAUCAUGGAAUUUCACAUGAGCUUCUGAAGAGCCUGCAAAUUGAGCAAAAGAAAGUGUUCUAUCAACCAUUUGUGAACAAGUCAUCAACACAAGCCAAAGCUUACAGGUGGGGGAAUCGAUUUGCUACCGAUCUGAGACAACUGUCAUGGUCAGAAGCCUUUCAUUUCUAUCUGACAGACAUCUCAAGGAUGGACCAACAUGAAACUCUGAGAUCAAGUCUUGAAGCUUUUGCAAUAAGAAUGUUCUCCGUUGCCCAAAGCUUGGCGGAAAUACUGGUGUGCAGAUUGAAUACGAAAUCCAACUAUUUCCGAGAACAUUGCUUGCCAGAAAGUUCUUUCAUUCGACUGAAUAGAUACCCUCCAUGCCCUAUAUCGUCAAAGGUGCAUGGCUUGUUGCCUCACAGUGACACUAGUUUUCUUACCAUCGUGCAUCAAGACCAGGUUGGGGGAUUGCAAUUGCUGAAAGAUGGAAAAUGGGUUGGUGUCAAGCCUAAUCCACAUGCUCUGGUCGUUAAUAUUGGUGACUUAUUUCAGGCAUUGAGCAAUGGUGUUUAUAAAAGCAUAAAACACCGAGUGGUUGCUGCUGAGAAAGUAGAGAGGUUUUCUAUGGCAUUUUUCUAUUGCCCCUCUGAGGAGGCAGUUAUAAAAAGUAAAAUCAAGCCACUUAUGUACAGAAAAUUCACUUUGAUGGAGUAUAGACAACAAACUGAGAAAGAUGUCAAGCAAACCGGGGAUAAAGUGGGGCUCUCUAGAUUUCUUCUGUAGAAGUAUAUUCGUACUUCUAUGUAGACUUUAUAUUAAGUUCUUAACGUCCGUUUAAUCAAGUGUUGAUGAAUAUUUCCUUAAAGGUAAUAUAAGCGAGUUAUUUCAUUUGAUGUCAACACGAAUGAAUUUAAAUAAGUUUGGAUUCAAUAUUUCUUUUAAAUCCUGAGAGUCUCUAUCAGUGGACAUAGCUCAAUGUCCCCCCCUCCCCCCUACUGGUGUAUUGUUCUUAAUAUAAUGUAUUUAUUUAUCUGUUUAAUUUGGCUUUGUAAGACUUUUGUAUUCUAUAAGAGCACCCCUUGUACUUUGUUUUUUAAA
Messenger RNA from Glycine soja, 1539 nucleotides. Its product is annotated as gibberellin 2-beta-dioxygenase 8-like. The coding region runs from base 253 to 1224 and encodes 323 amino acids. The transcript has 4 exons. NCBI's taxonomy places the organism in Eukaryota, Viridiplantae, Streptophyta, Magnoliopsida, Fabales, Fabaceae. The record is from RefSeq and is a predicted model, not a curated record.